AUGGGGAACUCGGACUCGAAGCUUGUCUUCAAGCAGGGCAUCUUCAAGCUGUCUGAGCUAGAGAGUAUCGCAGCAAAUGAUCCAUAUUGGAGAGGAUUCUGGGAGCUUCCUGAAUCCACCGAAGAUGUCUUUAGCCUCUUCUCCCCGGUCGACGUUCGCCGAGCGCGAGACAGCUCCCUUCCAAACAUCGAGACCCUCAUUCUCGCCCUCACAUCUCGCCUCUUCGCACUACGGCAUCACCGGUCAUUCCCAGACCCUGAUGUUGCUCCCGAAAAGCAUGCUCUGAAUUGCGUCAGAGUCCUCACGCGCAUCCUACCAUUCCUCUACGAGGCAGACCAUUUAGAGAUAUGGGAAGACACAUUCUUCUGGACGAAGAGGAAGAAGCGGGCAAAGGGACAGAUUGCGAAGCCGGAAGUACUCUUCGACGAGUCACAGAAAGAGGAGGAGCCGCAGCCUGAGGAUGAGGAGCGGUUUGAGGAAGUCAGGCCUCUCGGAGAAGAAUUGGUCGAUACGUUGAUCGACUUGCUGUUCUGUAUUGGAUUCACGUUACCAUACACUGAACGGUCAAAGACCCGGAUUACGUAUGCGAUCUGGGCUAAGGGUGUGGGUUGCAAUACGUCUAUGAGCUCCAGCAAGGAACUGGAAAGCAAUCGAAUAGAGAUUUUGAGGCUGCUUUUGACGCUGUCAAGCAAGUCGCUUUAUAUGCCUGCCCACAUUCUGCCAACCAAAGGGGUCAAAGCCGUCACAUACAUCACCACAUGUCCAGACAAACAGCUCGUACUCUCGUUGCUCUGCUCACAGCUCAACACCGCUCUGAACUACAACCCUGCUAGCUGGAGAGUACCGUACGAUCAUGUGGUAUACAAAGAUCCAAAGCAGAUCCUGGUGUCAUACUGUUUGCAAUUUCUCCUUAUCUUGAUACUGUAUCCAAUACCAGAAGGCGGCAAAGGACCGCCGCCCAAGAACUACUUUCGACAUUUUCUGGGGAGAUUACACCGACCACAGGACUUCGAAUUCCUGGCGGAUGGGAUGGCUAGGACACUGAAUCAGCCGCUUCAAGUCACAUCUUCUUACCUUCCAGGAAGUCAGAAAUCACUGAAGUGGGCAUCGGAGAUGAUCAUGCUCUUCUGGGAAACGCUUCAGUGCAAUAAGCGAUUCCGAUCCUUCAUCAUUGAUACCGAUCGAGGGCAUGAGUUUAUGACCCUGAUCCUAUUCUACGCCACAGAGUACAAAACGGAUACAUCGAAGCAAGGAGUCAUUCGGAUGUGCGUGUUUGUUCUGCAGACUCUGAGCACCGAGCCGAACUUUGGGAAGCUUCUGAAUCAGGAAUUUGAAAGUCAAGAUGCUCUGCCGGCGACGAUCAAGCUGAACGACUUCAGUGGCACAUACGCCGAUUUCCUAAUCAUAUCCAUCCACAAUCUCAUUAUCUCCAGCCGAGGUAAGCUGGAUGCCAUAUACCCAUCUCUCCUUGCGACUAUCAACAACAUUGCCCCAUAUCUAGAGCACUUAGGAAAUCAAGCAAGCGUCAAACUUCUUCAAUUGUUCGCAUCCAUGUCAUCGCCCAGCUUUCUCCUUGCGAAUGAGACGAACUACUCGCUCCUGCAAUCUCUGCUCGAGUCUAUGAAUGCCAUCAUCGAGCACCAGUAUAGCAACAAUAGGGUUUUUAUACAAGGUGUCUUCAAGUCGAGAAAACGGUUCGAAGCAUUACGCUCCUUCACCCUAGAAAGUGGCCAACUAGAGAUCGAGCGUAUGAAGCAACGCAGUAAAGAAGCAGCAGAAGCCUCGCAUCCACCAGCUAGUCCUACACGAACAUCUCGAAACAGCUCCAUCGAUAGCGUCCGAAGUCCACUAAGUGCCAGAACACCAACGUUGAGCGAUGUUCCAGAGGAAGGCGGUGCUUUUGCCAUUGGUGACGAUGAUGAAUCUGAGGACGAGGAGCAAGACAUGCUUCGAACUCCUUCACAGUCAUCUCCUUCCGCCCAUACUUCUCGAACUGCGUCAAUUUCUUCAUCAGCUGAAGAGCCAUUGCCAACGCAAUUGCGUGGCAUGUCCGAAAAGGCUCGCGGCAAGAUGCCAGCCAGCCAACCCUCAUUCUCCCGGCAAAAUAGCACCACAAGUCUGAAUAACCAUGCCGCAACCAUCUCAUCGCCUACCUCCGGCUUCGACCCCACAGCUCAUUGGAUUGAUUCCUGGCUCCCUACCCUACCCUUGCAUACCAUCUUAACACUUCUAUCAUCCCCCUCACCGCCCAAAGAAAUACCGCCAGGCCUAGACCCAAGCCCCCCGCGAGUCCACCUGUUCGAAUGGACGCCGCUCUCCCUGGGUUGGUAUGAGUCCCUUCUCUGGGGCUUCAUCUUUGCAUCAGAAAUGGUCGUACAGAAGGGCACAGUAGGCGUCUGGAAUGGCACAGCCAUGCGGCUUUUCAAAGUGGAGACCGUGGCAGCUGCAGGUCCAAGUCUCAUGAAGCCGAUGGGAGCGGUAGAUGCGGUGGGGAGCAGACUGGUGAGCGGUGUUGCGAGUUUGGGCGUUGGGUCGAGAGGAGGCGGUGAGGGAAGAGAAGAAACAGCCAGGGGGAUGAGUGUGAGGGAUGUCUGA
Letharia columbiana is the source of this 2595-nucleotide messenger RNA. RefSeq lists its product as uncharacterized. Gene Ontology annotation, cellular component: Golgi trans cisterna; Golgi medial cisterna; membrane. Lineage: Eukaryota; Fungi; Ascomycota; Lecanoromycetes; Lecanorales; Parmeliaceae. The record is from RefSeq and is a predicted model, not a curated record. The transcript is spliced from 5 exons. The coding region runs from base 1 to 2595 and encodes 864 amino acids.